GUGAACACUUCACCGCAGUGUCGCGGAACUCAUCGUUGCCAGAGCUUGUUCGCAAGCUCCAACUACUUGUUCAUGAGUGUAGCUCCCUGCGGGAGUACAUUAAUGCCGCUGCUUCGGAACAGCAGCAGCCUGGCAUGCUCCUACGAGUGGCGCGUGGUGAUGCAGGAGCAAGCAAUGAGGAUCAAUCCGUGAGUGGACAUGUGACGGCCGGCUGCAUUUGGGAGGUCUCAGCCGUGGUGUUGGAGUAGCUAGUUUCAAGCACGCUGGUGCACAUGUUGAAUCACCGCGCUCGAAGUUUGUGCAGUGUCUGGUGAAAAUGGGUGGUCGCCCCAUGCAUCUGCCGAAACCGCUGGGUCCGUACCAUGUUUCAUUUGCUGAUUUCGAACUGCGGCGAAGGAUAGGUGAAGAAAGUGUUGCUGUUCAUCCCUCAGAUCCUGAAAAGAACGAGCUCAAUUUGGACAAUGUGCCGCCAAUGCGAUUCUUCUAUCCCACAGGUGAGGAUCCCAAGUGGCAUCUCUCCGACACGCAGGCGCGGCGCUGGCUGCCGCAUUUCAACUACACAUGGGGCUACUUCUCCAAAAUUAUCCUACCGUCAUCCUGCCUACGUCGCUUCGCCAUUUGGGUCCUCACGUGCUUCCUGCAUCUGAUUUUGUGGCUGCAGCUGCACUGCUCGGUGGCGAAGCCCGUCUUGAUUCCGGAAGGCGAGGACAAGAAUGGUCGAUUGCCCGUGGUGAUUUUCUGCCACGGCAUGUGGGCUUGUCGCACAACCUAUACGCUUGCCUGUUGCGACAUUGCUUCACAUGGUUACAUUGUUGUAGCGGUGGAGCAUUUAGAUGGCUCAGCGGUUGCUGCUAAAUACAGAGACGAGAAGGGCAAAAGCAAGUGGAUUACUCAUGCGUUCGCGGAACGGCCGUUCGACGAUACGCCAAUUGCAGACCGCUCCAAGCAACUCAGGCAGCGAACAGACGAGGUCCGCAAGGUGGUCGAUGUGUUGGAGAUGCUCACAAGCGGGCUUCUCACACAGAAAGCCAAUGCAGUGAAAGGAAAAACGGCCUUGGAUCUGAGAAAGAUUCGGGGACGCAUGGACAUGUCGCACUUGGCCAUUCGAGGGCAUUCAUUUGGAGGCUCCACCGCCAUAGUCGCUUGCGGGCUGGACAAGAGACUCAAAUGCUGCAUCGCUGAAGAUGCGUGGUGGCAACCUAUAGAGCAGCUCGACUUUGACAGAGUGGCUGGCAAGGUUCCAUUGCUUCUCGUCAAUACGGAGCUCUUUGAGUGGAAUGAUCUACGUCGCUUGCGCACCCUUUUUCUUAAAGCACGAGCCGAUGCGCGGCGUGAUGAGCAGCCUCUGGUGACAGAACUGUUCACGAUCAAGGGUGCGCGUCAUAUGGAUCAGAGCGACUUUCCCGUGAUGUGGCCAAGGAUCUUCAAAGCAGCAAAAUUGUCGGGUACGGUAGAUGCGUCGCUCGUCAAAGAUAUCAACAGCAGACUCUCUCUUGAAUUUUUGCAUCGUAAUCUGUUACCACCUGGAACAGGAGCUCCGUACGCAGUAGAGAUUCUCGAAACAGACACUGCUUAUCUUCUCGAUAGUACGCUUCCACAACCUGCAGAAAGAUUGUCACCAGCAGAAUCAUCUGAGCAGCCGGAAGUAAGGACAGAAUCGUUGUAGACACUGGGUUCAUUUGUGCACCUUUGAAGCGUACGAUGGCUAAAUCACGACUUUCGAGCUUAGCAUACGACUCUACGACGUUCCAAACUUUCUGAAAGGAUUUCACGUAGAAUCGGUGAAAACAAAAAUAUUCAUCAUGAUGAAGACGUAAUUGGUUCCUCUACCAUCAGAUGUGUGAGUUAGCACCUUCAAUCAAGAAUCACAUAAAAAGCAUCGUUAUCAAUGCAUUUCCAUCAAAAAUCUUCA
Messenger RNA from Physcomitrium patens, 1912 nucleotides. The record is from RefSeq and is a predicted model, not a curated record. NCBI's taxonomy places the organism in Eukaryota, Viridiplantae, Streptophyta, Bryopsida, Funariales, Funariaceae.